Dermacentor silvarum is the source of this 812-nucleotide messenger RNA. Its product is annotated as angio-associated migratory cell protein. The transcript has 2 exons. The record is from RefSeq and is a predicted model, not a curated record. Gene Ontology annotation, molecular function: protein binding. The annotation marks the transcript as partial. NCBI's taxonomy places the organism in Eukaryota, Metazoa, Arthropoda, Arachnida, Ixodida, Ixodidae.
CGACAGGUUCCCAGUGGCCAAUGCAAGAGCCUGGUGGGCCCAGGUGCUUCCUGUGGGGCAGGGCGCUUCCUGUCAGAUGGGCGGCGUGCGGCGGUCGGCUACGACGAUGGUUCAGUGCGUGUAUGGGACCUGAAAGGGGCGGUGGUGGCGCACACCCUGGUAGGACCCAGCCAGGCACAUCCGGGGGGCCCUGUCACGUGCCUUGACACGGCUGGUGACCUGGUGGCAUCGGCCGCUACGGAUGUGCGGCUACUACAUGCCAGCUCAGGGAGGCUGCUGGCUGCCCUCGCACUCACCACUGCUGCUGGCGACGAGGCUUCCACGGUGGAGGCUGUUUGUAUUGAUGGCGCACAGCGGACUGUGGCAGCUGGCUUGCUCUCUGGCCGGCUCUCACUCUGGGACCUGGGUUCACAGGCAGAGCGCCAGAGCUGCAUGCACCCGGCAGGGGUGACGCGUGCCCUCUGGCAUGGACCGCACACAGUUGUUACAGGAUGUCUGGAUGGUGUCGUGCGUGCCUGGGACAUCCGUUCCCCACAGGAACCAGCUCUGUGCUGGAGGGCACACCGCCAUGACAUCUUAGACCUGGCGCUGUCGCCAGACGGACAGUGCGUCGUGAGCGUGUCUGACGGUGGCAUCUGCACCGUGCACAAGUUCGCCUUGCCCGACUGAUCUCGUCCCCCUGGUGAUAAGUUUCGUGUGAACAUGUUUUGCUUUGCAUCGAGUUGCCUGUGAAAAAAUUUGCAACUUCACCAUGCUGCCGUCUUUUUAUGCAAAAAGAGAUGCAGUAAAAGUUUCUUUUUGAUAAAACAAUC